UACUGCAUUGGCGAUAUCAAGUGGAAAUUCCCCGUGUCUAUUUUCUCUAAAGAUACUAUUCAUUAACCAUCGCGGUCCGAAUAUUGAGAGCGUAGUAGAAGUAUGCGAAUUGAAAUUCAGGAUAUUGAAGGACGCUAAUAUUCUCAUCAUCCAACACAACGCAUCCACACGCUUCCAAAUACACAGUAAUAACUUAAGGUUCAUCAACUGAAAUCUGUGUGACACUGUUGUAAAGAUGUUUAUUAAAGAGGAGAGUGAAGACAUGGAUUAUCCAGAAACAUGCAGAAUUAAAACAGAACACACUGAGGAACAAACAGUGUUGGAAUUCAAAGAGGAAUAUCAAGAACCAAAUGAAGUGGAGGAGGAGCAUCCAUAUCCUCAUCAUGUCAUAACUGGAGAAACAUCAUUUAGUGGCUCUCAAACAAGAAAGAAGAGUUCCUCGCAAAAAAGAACUAAAAGAACCUACACCUGCCCUCAAUGUGGAAAGACAUUUACGCGUAAAGGGAAUCUUUUGGUCCACAUAAGUCUUCACGAUGGCAAGAGCCCGUUCACUUGCCCUCAAUGUGGAAAGAUUUUCUCACAGAAAGGAAGUCUUCAGAGACACAUACGAAUUCACACCGGAGAGAAGCCAUACACAUGCAUUCAGUGUGGAAACAGUUUCACAGAUGCAGGAAGUCUUAAGAGACACAUAAAACUGCACACCGGAGAAAAGCCUUUCACGUGUCUUCAGUGUGGGAAGAGUUUCAUACAGGCAGUAGGUCUGAAAAACCAUGUGUGUCCUCAAUCUGAUAGAAGGUUAUGGAACUGUGAUCAUUGUGGUAGAAAUUAUACUUCUGCAGUAUACCUAAAAAGACACCAGAAACGUCAUGCAAAUGAGAGCAACACACAAGAGCAGCAGGAAGAACAUAUUGGUGCGAGAGCACAUGUGUGCUCUGAUUGUGGGAAGGCCUUUACUAAAAGCAGUGACUUGGGACGGCACCAAAGAAUCCAUACUGGAGAAAAACCGUACAUGUGCUCACUUUGUGGAAAGUGUUUUUCUCAGUCAGGAACCCUGAAGGCACAUCAGAGAGUGCACACUGGAGAGAGGCCAUACCACUGCAUUUCAUGUCGAAAGACUUUCAACCAACCAAGUUCUCUGCUGUCACAUAGAAGGAAGCAUUGUCCAGUGUGGCUUGGUAUGGCUACAAUGCAUUAUCUGCAGUGAUGAAUCAAAUGUUCUAUGUAAUCAGCAUAGGAAUAAGAACAUUUGUUAAAAAAAAAAAAAAAAGUUUAGGGGAGGUUAAAGUAUAAACCAAAGACAGGUAACUUGACUGGUAAAAAUGUCCGUCAAGCAUAUGUUUGCAGUGAAAAGCAAUUGAAGAACAGUUCUGGCCAUGUUUAAAACACUGUGAAGUUGAAAGGUGUUUAAUGUGGAAAAGCGUGUCUCGAUCCUUGCGUUCUGUUCCAUUCGGUUGCACUCCAUCUAACUUCCAGUUUGAACAGCACCACUGGGCUCAGGUAUGUGCAGUUAUCACAUUGAGGUACAAACUAAUCUGCAAUUGCAACUUCACAACAUUGUUCAAAGAAUACCACUACAAUCUGGGAAGCUGGUGUCCAGCAAUAAUUAACACAGACCUCGAAGCAUUUAUUUUGUUGUUUUCAUUUUUACUUAAGAUUUCACAAUAUAAACUGGUAAAGUUGGGUAAAAGUUGUUGGGCUUACAACCCCAAUUCCGAAAAAGUUGGGACAGUAUGAAAAAGGCUAAUAAAAACAAAAAUGAGUGAUUUGUAAAUUAUACAAAUAAUUUUGCUAUAUUGAAAGCUCUACCACUACACAUUAUAUGAUGUUUACCCUGUGAAUUUCAUUGUUUUUUCUAUACAUUUUCAAUUAAUUUCAAUGUAAUUUCAAAUAAAAUGAUUGCAACCACUCUGAAACAUCACUAUUUCUUCUAAUAACACCUAUUAAGCAUUUGGGCACUGAAGACACAAGUUUGUUAAGUUUAGAAAGUGCAAUUUUCCCACAUUCAUCCAUUAUGUAGAUCUUCAGCUGCACAAUAUUAUGGGGUCUUCGUUACCAUAUGGUGUGCUUCAUAAUGUGCCACACACUCUCAAUUAGAGACAGGUCAGGACUGCCGGCAGGCCAAUCUAGCACCCAUACACUCUGCUUACACAGCCAUGCACAUGUAAUCUGGGCAGUAUGUGGUUUGAAGUUUGCAGAGACAUCCCUUGAAAGGACGUGCUGGAUGGCAGUAUAUGUUGCUCCAAAAGUUGUACAUUUCUGUCUGCAUUCAUGGUGUUCUCACAGAUUUGUGAGUUACUCAUACAUGGGUUCUGACACACCCCUGGCCCAUACAAACACUGGCUUUUGGACCUGAUGCUAAUAAUAGCUUGGAUGGUUUUCACUUUUUCGUCUUUGGGCCGGAUAACAUGACGGCUGUGUUUUUCAAAAACUUUUUGAAAUGUGGACUCGUCGGACCAAAAAACAUGAUUCCAUUGUCCUACUUUCCAUCUAAGAUGAGGCCAAGCCCAGAGAAGUCUGCAGCACUUCUGGACAGUGUUUAUGUACAGUUGAAGUCAGAAGUUUACAUACACUUAGGUUGAAGUAAUUAAAAUUCAUUUUUUAACCACUCCACAUAUUUCAUAAUUAGCUUCAGAUCUGCUAAUUGGAGUCAAUUGCAGGUGUACCUGUGGAUGUAUUUUAAGGCCUACCUUCAAACUUAGUGCCUCUUUGCUUGACAUUUUGGGAAAAUCAAAAGAAGUCUGCCAAGACCUCAGAAAAUAUAUUGUGAACCUCCACAAGUUUCCAAAUGCCUGAAGGUACCACGUUCAUCUGUACGAACAAUAAUACACAAGUAUAUACACCAUGGGACCACGCAGUAUGAUUACCGCACAGGAAGGAGAUGCAGUCUGUCUCCUAGAGAUGAACAUAGUUUGAUGCGAAAAGUGCAAAUCAAUCCCAGAACAACAACAAAGGACCUUGUGAAGAUGUUUGAUGAAACAGGUAGACAAGUAUCUAUAUCCACAGUAAAAAGAUUCCUAUAUCGACAUAACCUGACAGGCUGCUCAGAAAGGAAGAACCACUGCUCAAAAAGUGCCAGACUACAGUUUGCAAGUGCACAUGGGGACAAAUAUCUUACUUUUUGGAGAAAUGUCCUCUUGUCUGAUGAAACAAAUAUAGAACUGUUUAGCCAUAAUGGCCAUCGUUAUGUUUGGAGGAAAAAGGGUGAGACUUGCAAGCCGAAGAACAUCAUCCCAACUGUGCCAUGGGGGUGGCAGCAUCAUGUUGUGGAGGUGCUUUGCUGCAGGAGGGACUGGUGCACUUCACAAAAUAGAUGGCAUCAUGAGGAAGGAGAAAUAUGUGGAUAUAUUGAAGCAACAUCUCAAGACCUCAACCAGGAAGUUAAAGCUCGGUUGCAAAUGGGUCUCCCAAAUGGACAAUGACCCCAAGCAUACCUCCAAAGUUGUUGCAAAAUGGCUUAAGGACAACAAAGUCAAGGUAUUGGAGUGGCCAUCACAAAGCCCUGACCUCAGUCCAAUAGAAAAUUUGUGGGCAGAACUGAAAAAGCGUGUGCGAGCAAGGAGGCCUACACACCUGACUCAGUUACACCAGUUCUGUCUGGAGGAAUGGACCAAAAUUCCAGCAACUUAUUGUGAGAAUCUUGGAAAAGGCAACACAAAAUGUCUGAGCCAAGUUAAACAUUUAAAGUGUGUGUAAACUUCUGAACCACUGGGAAUAUGAUGAAAGAAAUAAUAGCUGAAAUAAAUAAUUCUCCCUACUAUUAUUCAGAAAUAGUGAUACUAACCCACUUAAAACAGGUUUUUUAAUGAUUAUUAAAAUUGAGUUUAAAUGUAUUUGGCUAAGGUGUAUGUAAACUUCUGACCAACUGUAGGGCUUCUGCUUUACAUAAUAAAGUUUUAACUUGCAUAUGUGGAUGCACCGGUGAAUGGUGUUGACUAAUAAAUGGUUACUAAAAUAAUCCCAAACCCAUGUUCAUGAUAUCCAUUACAGAUGAAUGAGGUUUUUUUAAGAUGUCUGAGGGAUUAAAGAUCACACAUAUUCAGAAGGGGUUUUUCGUCUUGCCCCUUACGCACCGAGAUUUGACCAGAUUACUUGAAUCGUUUAACUAUAUUGUGCACUGUAGAGGGUGAAAUGCCCCAAAUCCUUCCUAUUUGUCUUUGGGGAACAUUGUUCUCAAAGUGCUGGAUUAUUUGCUGAAGCAUCUGUUGGCAAAUUGACAAAUCUCGAAUGAUCCUUGCUCUUGAAGGACUAGGCUGUUUUUGGAGGAUCCUUACAUACUAUGACACAAUUGCCUCACCUGAUUAACAUACUGUUUAACAUUUCGUAUUGCCUUGUUAUUUUAACUCAUCAAAUUGUUAUUAGUCUUAAAUUGCCCAUCUCAACUUUUUUGGAGCGUGUUGCAAUCAUCUGAUUUGAAAUGACUAUAUUAAAAAAACAAUAACUUUUACAAGGUCAUCAUAUUACGUGUAGUAGUUCAGGUGAGUUCAGGUUCAAGGUGAAUAUAAUUUAUAAAUCACUCCUUUUUGUUUUUAUUAGCAUUUUGCAUACUGUCCCAACUCUUUUGGAAUUAGGGUUGUACAUACCCUAAACCGACAGACGAUGUCUCAGGAAUGUGAUUGGCUCUUUUAACUGUAAGGCGGGACUACAAUUCUUAGAGCCGCCAUAUUUAGCUUUAUGAUUUCUCUUAUUCAUAUUCAUAAGAAUACCAGUAACACGUCUCAAACUAUACUGUCUCUGUACAAGCUUAAAAGCCUAGGGAAUGUUGUUGCCCACAAUUUGUGUUAAUACUUUUAUGAUUUAGAGGAACACUAGUACUGAGACAGCAGUGACAACGUAAAUUGUUAUUUUUGUUGAAUGUUGAUAAAAAUAUGUGUUGCCAAAAAAGGUUUAUUAUUCCAUUCUUCCUAUUGUGUAUUUUGGCAUGAGGUUUCUUAAGUUUGCAUUGGGUAUAUUAAUGACAAAUGUAAUUUGUUGUAUUUAUUAGAGAGGCUAAUCUGUAUUGUAUCUUCUGCUGACUGUACAUGCAAUGACAGAAAUAAAAAUGAUCAAAACAUUGUAAUAUGUGAUAUAAUGAGCUAAGCGAAGUUUAUGUCAUUUAAAAUACAUUUUAAGAUUUUUAACAUUGCAUCAUCAUCCUCUAGUAAUCAGUCUUCCUCGUUCACAGAUCCCUGAGCUGUCUGGAUUCAAUAAUUUAAGAUUUGACAACCUUAGAUUGUUCCAUUUUUUGAAGUAUAUAUUGGAGUUGUCAUCAUAGAAACAUGUCCUACCUUUCGUGAACAGGGAAAUAUCCUGGUGUGGAAUUGUCCAUUUGUGUCAAUAUUUUAUUGGGCCCAACUCUUCACGUGUAAUGAUUUGUAAUUGUGACUGAUGUUACUAUUAUUAAAACAUUGGUGGGGAUUUGGGAGUCAAAAUAAUGUAUUCAUA
Messenger RNA from Xyrauchen texanus (razorback sucker), 5421 nucleotides. RefSeq names its product gastrula zinc finger protein XlCGF7.1-like. Gene Ontology annotation, biological process: regulation of transcription by RNA polymerase II. The record is from RefSeq and is a predicted model, not a curated record. The coding region runs from base 236 to 1204 and encodes 322 amino acids. The transcript has 2 exons. Gene Ontology annotation, molecular function: DNA-binding transcription factor activity, RNA polymerase II-specific; RNA polymerase II cis-regulatory region sequence-specific DNA binding. Gene Ontology annotation, cellular component: nucleus. NCBI's taxonomy places the organism in Eukaryota, Metazoa, Chordata, Actinopteri, Cypriniformes, Catostomidae.